Messenger RNA from Aspergillus nidulans FGSC A4, 1230 nucleotides. RefSeq lists its product as uncharacterized. Gene Ontology annotation, cellular component: membrane. The transcript is spliced from 5 exons. Lineage: Eukaryota; Fungi; Ascomycota; Eurotiomycetes; Eurotiales; Aspergillaceae. The coding region runs from base 1 to 1230 and encodes 409 amino acids. The record is from RefSeq and is a predicted model, not a curated record.
AUGGCUUUCGACGGCAAGAAUGAUUCGGGCUUCGCCCUGGCUCGCGGGAUGUGGGCGGCCAACGCCAUCGCCGCUGUGAUAUUGAUUUUGCGAGUAUUUGCAAAGAUCAAGCUGCGCCAGUUCCGUUUUGACGACGUCCUGAUGGUCGUAGCUUGGGCCAUGACCCUUGCCGCGACCGUCAUGCUCCAAAAAUCGGUCGAGCACGGUUUCGGUACGAAUCUCGAGCUGCUGGUUGGCACGUCAGACCUCAAGGUUGUCCUCAAAUCCAUCGCGAUCGAGAUCCCGCUUGUCACAAUCAGCACGGGCUUUGCCCGUUCGGCGUUCGCGCUGUACAUUAUCGCCAUCUUGGGCAGUAAGCGCAAGUACCAGAUCCCGCUCUGGACAGUCAUGCUGCUCCAGCUCGCCGGCAAUAUCGUGUCGGGCGUCCUGCCGUUGAGUAUCUGCGAAGAUGUCCGGAUCCUGUGGGAUGCCACGAUUAAGACGCACUGUGGUGACAGUGCGUCCGUCAUCAAGUUCGCCUAUUUCUCGUCUGCCGUCAACACAGCCAGUGACCUCUUCCUUGCCGUCUUCCCGACAGUGAUCUUUUGGAACCUCAACCUGCGACUGCGCAUCAAAAUCGGCUUGAUCGUGCUGAUGUCCCUGGGCAUCCUGGCCAUGAUCGCGUCGAUUAUCAAGACUACCAAAUACGGCGAUAUCCCCGGCAUCACCAACCUUGGAGCGACCGGCGGCAUCGAGCUCAUCCGCUGGGGCUUCGCCGAGAACCUGAUUAUUAUUAUCACAUCGUCCGUUCCGUGUAUCCGUCCUCUGCUGAUCUCCUCCGUGCGGAAGAUCUCCAGCGCCGCAAAAUCACGGUCUUAUGAGCUCAGCGGUCCAUUCUCCGGCAACAAAAGUAAAGGAAGGGGGUAUACCGGUCGUGACGGGGAGACGGGUGAGCGUGAUGUCGAGGGCGAUCAGGAUCUGCCCGAUGAGGCGGAUAGCAUUGAACGGAUUCUCCGCGAUGCGGAGGAUCGCGAGCGCAACAGGGAGAUGAGGAGGGGCAUCACCAAGCAGGUUGAAGUGAGGGUUCUGUCGCAACAUAGCCCGAGUCUACACUCGUCGCAAGGGAGUGGGAGUCCAUCGCAGUCCAACUGUAAGAAGCGCGAUGACAUGACUCAGUACUGUCCGCUAUGCACACUCUAUUCUACUGUACAUCGCUCCAUGCUCCACGGUUCGCAUGCCAUCCAAGCCUAG